CUUAAUAAUAUUUCUUUUGCCUUUGGCAUAUUUAUUGGUUCUCUCUCACUCUCUCUCCUCUUUUUUCAACUUUUUCUCCACAUUCUGAAAGCUUUUUACUUUGUUCUUAGUUCUUCUUCCUCUUCUUUAUUCUCUUUUGGUUCUCUCUUUGUUUUUUCAAAACCCUUUCUCUAAUCUCUAUCUCUCUCUGGUUCUCUGUGAAGCUCUCAAAGCUUCAACAAUGGCAGACAUAACCCACCUUCCCAUGGAACAGCUCCAAGACCUUGAAUACUGCAUAGACUCUAACCCUCCAUGGGGAAUGAAAUAAAGUUGAUCUGGAAUGGAGACUGGAUGAAUAGAAAUGCUAUAAAUAGGGAAGGGGAGAAAAAAAAAAAAAAAAAAACUACUGUAUGUGGAGAACUUUAGUGACCCAUGUGAGGAUGAAGAAGCAAGGUGUAGAUUGACAUUGUUUAAACAUCCUGAAAGAAAGUGACUGCGCCAAGGGGAAGCAGUGAGUCUGUGCCAUUUGAAUGUUGCUAGAAGGUGGAGAAUCGAGAUGAAAAGCCGAAACCAUUCUGUUAGCAUUUCAAAACUACAUAUUAGUGCUGGGCACAAGUGUAAUGAUCCCAACAGCGCUCGUCCCAUUUAUGGGUGGAACUGAUGGUGACAAGGCACGGGUGAUACAAACUCUGUUAUUUGUAGCUGGCAUUAACACACUUCUCCAAGCACUUUUUGGAACCAGGUUGCCAGCCAUAGUUGGAGGUUCCUUUGCUUAUGUAAUUCCCAUACUUUAUAUUAUAAGCGACUCAUCACUGCAACGAAUUACUGACUCUCAUGAUAGAUUCAUACAAACAAUGCGAGCUAUCCAAGGAGCUUUGAUUGUAGCCGCAAGCAUACAAAUCAUCUUGGGUUACAGCCAAGUUUGGGGUCUCUUUUCACGGUUUUUCAGUCCCCUUGGUAUGGCACCUGUGGUUGGAUUGGUUGGUUUGGGGUUGUUUCAACGAGGAUUUCCUGCGCUGGGUAAUUGCGUAGAAAUUGGGAUACCAACGCUAUUAUUGAUCAUUGGAUUGUCACAAUAUCUAAAGCAUGUGAGACCACUUAGGGAUGUUCCCAUUUUUGAGCGGUUUCCCGUGUUGAUAUGUGUUGCAAUCAUUUGGAUCUAUGCCCUUAUACUGACUGCAAGUGGGGCCUAUCGAGACAAACCUGCUCGAACUCAAGUUAGUUGCCGUACGGACAGAGCGAAUCUCAUAUCAGCUGCCCCUUGGUUCAAGUUCCCAUACCCUUUGCAGUGGGGCCCACCUACCUUUUCAGCUGGUCAUUCAUUUGCCAUGAUGUCAGCAGUUCUUGUGUCAAUGAUUGAGUCUACUGGGGCAUACCAGGCAGCAUCUCGUCUGGCAAUUGCCACUCCGCCUCCUGCCUAUGUAUUGAGCCGAGGCAUUGGCUGGCAGGGGAUUGGCAUUUUGCUUGAUGGUCUUUUUGGAACAGGCGCUGGUUCCACUGUAUCUGUGGAAAAUGUGGGGCUACUCGGACUGACUCGGGUUGGAAGUCGUAGAGUUGUUCAAAUUUCUGCUGGAUUCAUGAUGUUCUUCUCAAUCUUAGGAAAAUUUGGAGCUGUUUUUGCAUCCAUACCCUUCCCUAUAUAUGCUGCAUUGUACUGUGUCCUUUUCGGCCUUGUGGGUUCAGUAGGCCUAUCAUUUCUUCAGUUCACUAACAUGAAUUCAAUGAGAAACCUUAUUAUAACGGGGCUCUCGCUCUUUCUUGGGAUAUCUGUUCCUCAGUUUUUCAAUGGUUAUUGGACUGUUGAGGGUGGUCUUGUUCGCACCAAUGCUGGAUGGUUCAAUGCAUUCUUGAAUACCAUAUUCUCAUCUCCGGCAACGGUGGGAUUGAUCGUUGCAGUGUUUCUUGACAACACAUUAGAGGUGGAAAAGUCGAAGAAAGAUCGGGGGAUGCCAUGGUGGGUAAAGUUCAGAACAUUUAGAGGAGACAAUAGAAAUGAAGAGUUCUACACUUUACCAUUUAAUCUCAACAGAUUCUUUCCACCAACAUAACCAGCACAAUUCAAAAGAUCAUCAAACCAAAGCUAAGCUAGUUCCUUUUGUUGCUCAUGAUUCAAUUAACUUGGUGAACUAGUGCUAGCUCCUCUUACGCAUCAUCUCCAUUUUUUGUGGGCCAUGUGUAGCAAGGUCCAGAUAGAUUGUAGAGCUUUUUAUUCCAUGUUUGUAGGUUCUCAACUAUUAAAUAUAAUAAGAAAGGAAUUACGUCAAGUAUUUUUAAAUAUUCACUA
Molecule: messenger RNA, 2263 nt
Organism: Cornus florida
Lineage: Eukaryota; Viridiplantae; Streptophyta; Magnoliopsida; Cornales; Cornaceae
Product: nucleobase-ascorbate transporter 1
Exons: 15
Coding region: 600-2027 (475 amino acids)
Biological process (GO): transmembrane transport
Cellular component (GO): membrane
Molecular function (GO): transmembrane transporter activity
Source: RefSeq, a predicted model, not a curated record